GUUAACAUUAACAAGCUUAACUCAUACAGUUGCAGAACAGUUGCAGCACCAUUUAUUUGGCGAUGGAUUUCAUUGUAACUAUAGGGUUGAUCUUACUGGUCAUAUCUGGAUGCUUGGUACUGUGGCCUAAACCUAACCUUCCACCAGGAUUGCCUUCAUGGCCGAUAGUGGGGAGUCUACCUUACUUGGACAUCAAGAACCUCCUGGAACAACUUCUUAAACUGCCCAGAAAAUAUGGAGACAUCAUGACAAUUCACAUGGGCAGCAAACCAUACAUAUUCCUGAAUAGCUACGAUGUAAUCAAGGAAGCAUUUGUGGCGCAGAAGGAAUAUUUCUCAGAUCGGCCAGACAGCCUUUUUGUGAAUAUGUUAGGCAGAGUGAACGGUGAGUAUGGAAUGAUCUUAGCAAGAGGAGAUAGUCGCGAUCAUAUUAGAGGUAUUGUGGCAAAAGCACUCAACAAAACCUUCAAUGUGGGGAAAACACAGUUUGAAAACAAUAUAAUGGAAGAGGCCCAUGUGUUAUUAGACCACUUGGAUGAAAAAACCACAGAGCCAUAUGACAUGCACUGGAGUCUAACAAUGUGCACAUCAAACAUUGUUCAUGUGCUCAAUUUGGGAAAAAGGUUUGCCUAUGAUGAUCAAAGUUUCCAAGAACAGCUAGCAGGUGAAACAGAGUUGCUUGAAAUCUUUAUCAAGGCACAGAUUCUUGAUCCAUUCCCAUUGUUACGCUUCCUCCCUGGUGAUAUAUUUGGUUAUAAAAAAUGUCUAGCUAACCAAACAAGGAGAAACGAAUUCUUCACAAAACAUUUAGAGGAGGAUCAGGAAAAUGACUGCUUGCUUAAACAUUGGAAGGAAAUGGCAAAAGAAGAUCCAAACUCAAUUGAAACCAAACGUCUUAUAGUGAUGGUCUAUGAACUUUACCAGGCAAGUCUUCAUUCAACAAGAUCAGUUCUCUACAUAACUUUGGCAUACUUGCUAAACAACCCAGAUGUCCAAGAUAAGAUCCAUAGGUUGAUUGACGAGAACAUUGGACAAGAUCGGCAACCAACCAUAGCAGAUCGAAAGCAGCUCCAGUACAUUGAUGCAGUAUGUUACGAAUCCCUACGUUUAAUGCCAGUUGGGCCAAUGGCUGUACCUCAUGUAUGUUCCAAAACCACAACAUUGGCUGGAUACACAAUUCCAGAGUCAACGAUUCUUAUACCAAACUUAUAUGCUGUCCACCAUGAUCCAAAUACGUGGCCUAAUCCUGAGAAGUUUGACCCAUCUCGCUUCAUUGAUGAAGAGGGAAAGCUGCAGAAUCAUGACAAGAUUAUUCCCUUUUCCAUGG
This is a messenger RNA of Owenia fusiformis, 1326 nucleotides long. Lineage: Eukaryota; Metazoa; Annelida; Polychaeta; Sabellida; Oweniidae. The record is from the annotation of a GenBank genome assembly.